CUCACACUCAGUUCUAGAAAACAAUUUUGGUAUGGUAGCAGUCCCAGAAAGUCAGAAACAAGUCUACUCUGUAUCAACACAUGAACUGCAAAACCAUGCGCUUCAGACAAUUAUGCAGCACCUCUUCGCACUUGACGCAAAGUGAUCCUGUAAGCAAUCUUAAAGCGACAAAGCCUCCUAUCCCAAGCCCAAAAAUAUCUGAGGCUGCCAAACGGAAACCAGUGACAAGUUUUAUUGCCGAUUCAGACACAGUGAAAUGGAAUAUGCAAAUCACCAAAUUCAUGCGGAAUGGCGAGUGCGAAUCUGCAAUGCGCUUAUUCAAUUCCAUGUCUAUGAAAAACAGUGUCUCUUGGAACUCAAUGAUCUCUGGGUACUUGUCCAAUAAUAGGUUCGACUUUGCACUGCAUCUUUUUAAUCAAAUGCCACAUAGGGAUUUGGUGUCCUGGAACGUGAUGUUAAGUGGGUAUGUGAGGAAUAAGAAUCUUGGAGCUGCUAGGUUGUUGUUUGAUCAAAUGCCUCACAAAGACGUGGUCUCGUGGAACACUAUGCUGUCUGGGUACGCUCAAAGCGGGCAUAUUGAUGCAGCAAGGUUGAUUUUUGAUAUGAUGCCAGUGAAGAAUGAGAUUUCAUGGAAUGCACUGCUGUCAAUGUACGUGUGCAAUGGGAUGAUUGAUGCCGCCAAGAGAUUGUUCGAGUCGAAGGAAAUCUGGGAGGUUGUUGCUUGGAAUUGUUUGAUGGGUGGGUAUUUGAAGAAGAGAAUGUUGGCUGAAGCCAGAGUGAUUUUUGAUAGAAUGCCUUUGAGGGACGAGGUUUCAUGGAACAUAAUGAUAUCCUGUUGUGCACAGAAUGGUGAAUUGGAGGAAGCAAGGAAGUUGUUCCAUGAUUCUCCUAUUAGAGACGUGUUUGCUUGGACUUCAAUGGUUUCAGGGCAUGUGCAAAAUGGUAAAGUAGAGGAAGCUAGGAUUUUUUUUGAUGAUAUGGAAGUGAAGAAUGAGGUCUCAUGGAAUGCAAUGAUUGCUGGGUAUGUUCAGUGCAAAAGGAUUGAUUUGGCAAGGGAGUUGUUUGAGGCAAUGCCCUGUAAAAAUACUAGUUCGUGGAACACAAUGAUAACAGGCUAUGCACAAAAUGGUGAUAUUGUUAGUGCAAGGAAUUUGUUUGAAUGCAUGCCUAAACAUGACUGCAUCUCUUGGGCUGCAAUUAUUGCGGGGUAUGUUCAAUGUGGUAAUAGUGAGGAGGCACUGCGCAUGUUUGUUGAAAUGACAAGAGAUGGGGAGAGGAUAAACCGGUCAUCAUUUACAUGUGUCAUAAGUACUUGUGCUGAUAUUGCAGUUUUUGAGUUAGGAAAGCAAGUACAUGGACGAAUUGUAAAGGCAGGAUAUGAAUCAGGCUGCUAUGUGGGGAAUGCUCUCCUAGCAAUGUAUUGCAAGUGUGGAAGCAUGUGUGAGGCACUGGGUGUGUUCAAGGGAAUAGUAGAGAAGGAUGUCGUCUCUUGGAAUACAUUGAUUGCUGGUUAUGCAAGGCAUGGAUUUGGCAAAGAGGCUCUUGAAUUUUUUGAAGUAAUGAAGGGAAACGGUUUUAAACCAGAUGAUGUUACUAUGGUCGGGGUACUGUCCGCCUGCAGUCAUACAGGCUUGGUUGAAAUGGGAAUGGAAUAUUUUGAUUCUAUGAAGGGAGACUAUGGGAUAGAUGCAAAUUCAAAGCACUACACUUGCAUGAUUGAUCUCUUGGGUCGAGCUGGGCGCCUGAAUGAUGCACAAGGCUUAAUCAAGAGCAUGCCCUUUGAACCAGAUGCUGCCACUUGGGGUGCUAUCCUUGGGGCAAGCAGGAUUCAUGGAAACACGGAAUUAGGAGAAAAAGCUGCUGAAAAAGUUAUUGCAUUGGAGCCAUGGAAUGCCGGGAUGUAUGUUCUUUUGUCUAACAUGUAUGCAGCUUCUGGUAGAUGGUCUGAUGUCAGUAAGGUGAGAUUAAAACUGAGGGAUACUGGUACAAAGAAAGUUCCCGGGUAUAGUUGGGUUGAGUUACAAAACAAGAUUCACAUUUUUUCAGUUGGGGACUCCACACAUCCAGACAGUGAAAGAAUGUAUGCUUUCUUGGAAGAUUUAGAACUACGAAUGAAGCGUGAAGGCUAUGCGGUUGCAACAAAAUUAGUCUUGCAUGAUGUGGAUGAGGAGGAAAAGGCACAUAUGUUGAAGUAUCAUAGUGAAAAAUUAGCUGUUGCAUUCGCAAUUCUGAAUGUGCCCCCUGGGAGACCAAUACGUGUGAUAAAGAAUUUAAGAGUUUGUGCAGACUGUCACACUGCAAUCAAACUUAUUUCAAAACUUGAAGAAAGAUCAAUAGUUCUACGGGAUAACAACAGGUUCCACCACUUCAAUGAUGGUAUAUGCAGCUGUGGCGAUUAUUGGUAAAUGGUAAUGCCAAUGAACUAUGGGUGCAACGUAUAUGGAUCAAGACAUGGUGAUACAUUUGAAUAUAGUCCGCAUGCUAGCAACAACGUUAUGCUUAGUGGAAAACAGGAUUGAUGGGAAUGAUAUGAACGGAGGGUUAAUGUCUCAAGAGAAAUCUAUGUGUUGAUUCGUUGGAAGUGCCUUUUUACGUUCUACUUCAGGUUAUCCUGAAUUCUAGUUUGCUGGUACUUGUAUCAAUCUGCUGUGCGUGUCAUUUGUAGCUGUCGAUAGAGAUCAGGUUGUGCCAAAUGGGGUUUAAACAAUACAUCAUAGAAUACAGUUUCUGAUAUACAUAUGUAGUGAGGAAAAUCCUCCAAUGACCCGUUGUGCACAGCUUGUGAGGUGGCUGUAAUUUUGAUGCAGAACAAGCUAAAAGAAAUGGUGGUGAAGGAGAAAGUGUUUGAAUAUGUUAAUCAGGGAAAGUCUUGCAGCUUCCAGGUCAACUUAUUUCUGGUUGAGAAGGUACAUACACUUGGAUUUAUAUGUUCUCCGAUAGUCCCAUACACCAAAAGCGUUGAUUGGAAACUUGUCACGUGGGAGGCCUUCAUUAACAUAGAAGGCUUUGAGUAUACUCGUGUACUGAAGAAACAAGGAGACAAAUUUAUUGAAUUUCAUGAAAAUUUAAUUCUUAUAUAUUCUCAUGACAGAUGUUUAUGUAAUUCUGCUUCACCAUAGGCAUGGAAUAUAUUGAAUUUUGAAGUACAAUUAUUAUGUUAGAAUUUACAUGGCUUCAUUAGUUGUAGUCGUUGGCUUGCUCUCAUCGCCCCAAGACACAGAAAAAAAAUUAUGGUUUGAAGUAA
Molecule: messenger RNA, 3244 nt
Organism: Cuscuta epithymum
Lineage: Eukaryota; Viridiplantae; Streptophyta; Magnoliopsida; Solanales; Convolvulaceae
Source: the annotation of a GenBank genome assembly